This is a messenger RNA of Lotus japonicus, 489 nucleotides long. RefSeq lists its product as uncharacterized. The coding region runs from base 1 to 489 and encodes 162 amino acids. The transcript has a single exon. The record is from RefSeq and is a predicted model, not a curated record. NCBI's taxonomy places the organism in Eukaryota, Viridiplantae, Streptophyta, Magnoliopsida, Fabales, Fabaceae.
AUGAGGAUUUCACAGAGUCACCAGAAAAGUUAUGCUGAAAACAUGAGAAAAGAGUUGGAAUUUCAAGCUGGAGAUCAUGUCUUCUUGCGGGUUACCUCGAUGACUGGUGUCGGAAGGGCGAUCAAGUCCAAGAAGCUUACUCCAAAGUUUAUUGGGUCGUACCAAAUAACGGAACGAGUUGGGCCAGUGGCAUAUAGGAUUGUGUUGCCGCCUUUCCUAUCCAAUAUCCAUGAUGUACUUCAUGUGUCGCAGUUGCGGAAGUACAUGGCUGAUGAUUCUCAUGUUCUUGAACCUGAUGACAUUCAGCUAAAGGAUGAUCUGACGAUGGUGAUGCCACCCAUCAAGAUCGUCGACAGGAGCACGAAGUGCUUGAGAAACAAGGAGGUGUCCUUGGUGAAGGUCGUGUGGAAUCAAACUACGGGCGACGCGACUUGGGAAUUAGAGGAUAAAAUGCGGGCGUCGCAUCCCGAUUUGUUUGUAAACCCUUAA